UGUUCUGGGCUACCUGCAAAAGUACGUGGCAAGGAGAAGGGAGGCCGGGGCAAGCAUCACCUCACUUUCUUCCUGUUCCAUAUGGUGGCGGGAACGGGGAUACUAAAAAGUUGCAUGACAAACCAUUUCCAUUCUCGGCUGCCUGCCAUCCACCCCCGCCUAAUUUGGCAAUGAUUAUAGAAUAGCCGUUCUGCCCAUUCCAGCAAUUACACCGUCUCGCAAUCACUUGUUGCCUACAGUCCCAACUUUUGGGGAUCAUGAGCUUUCCGUCAGUGGUUUCGAUGGCUUUAAAGAGCACUGGAUCUCCGUCACCGAAGUUUAAUUUGAGCAUUUUCCUUUCAGCUUCUCGCUUCGUGGGGAAGCCCUCCCGCUUCAUUGCUGGCUCCACUUUGUCAGUGGGCAGAAACUGAAAGCGUUUAUUCCUGCUCCGUCCCUCCCUCCCCUCCCUCCUCCUCCGCCGUAGUUUCUGAGAAUGCUCCUUCUGCUUUCCGGACAUGUUGGUUUCUCACGCAGGGAAAUUCCUCAGAGUUUGAAGAGGGUCGCACCCAGAGUCGGACAGGAAGCUCUUUGUGCAGAUCUAUUCCAGGCCAGACAAUCUUCUAAUCAUUGAGUUAUUUGAAACCUAAAAGAACAGAAAAUAGUGAUCUGAAGCCCACACCAUCAUGGAAUGCAGAGAUGGCUGCCAAGUGGACCUUCAAAGAUGAAUUGGCUAAGCCAGACUCCUUCAAGGAGAGUAGGUGCUGCGAGUCUUGCUUGAGACAUCAUGUCGAAUCCCAGUUGUCCCACAAGUUAUGAAGCCAAGGACCCCCUCCUUCUGGCUCCAUAUGAUGAAUAUUCUGGGGGAUAUCCUGCCGGAUGCUCCCGGGCUGACUCACAGCCUCCACCAUACAGUGUUGUCUAUCCACAGCCUGGAGGCUAUCCACAGUCAGUUCCUCCUGUGGAAACACUUUCAGCAAACUUCAGUGACAGGCCUAACAGCAGUGGCAUGGCAGUGGACUGGGACAGCAAGAAAGUUCAACAUGCUUUCAUCCGCAAGGUGUACAGCAUCAUCUCAGUGCAGCUGCUUGUGACUGUGGGCAUCGUUGCAAUUUUCAUCUUUGUCACCCCUGUAACCAGUUUUGUGCAAAAUAAUAUCGCUGUGUACUACGGGUCUUAUGCUGUAUUCCUGGUCACGUAUCUGGUGUUGGUGUGCUGUGAAGGUCUACGGAGACGCUUUCCAUGGAACAUCAUCUUUCUGUGUGUCUUUACAUUAGCCAUGGCUUUCAUGACAGGCACCAUUUCUAGUAUGUACAGUACAAAAGCUGUUCUCCUUGCCAUGAUAAUCACAGCCAUAGUGGCCAUAACAGUCACCGUCUUCUCUUUCCAGACAAAGGUGGAUUUCACAUCCUGUACUGGCUUGUUCUGUGUGUUGGCCAUUGUUGUCAUGGUGACUGGGAUUAUCACAGCGAUUGUCCUGUCCUUCAAAUAUGUUUACUGGCUCCACAUGCUGUAUGCAGCUAUCGGUGCAAUUGUUUUCACCCUGUUUCUUGCAUACGAUACCCAGUUGUUGUUGGGCAACAAGAAAUAUACAAUCAGCCCUGAGGACUACAUCGUUGGAGCCCUCGAGAUAUACCUAGAUGUAGUCUACAUUUUCACUUUCUUCUUGCAGCUUACAGGUCGCAGAAGUUAGGAGGAUGAAACCUUGCUUUUGGGGGGAACAUUUGGCAACUUUCUCCAGAAGUUCAAAAAAACACUGAAUUUCCUAUUCUUUUGCUUUCCUCUUAUAGAAGUUACCAGGGGAUUCAUAUAGUGGACAGAGAUACGGCUAUAUGUGAGAGGCUACAGAUUCUGUACAGUGUAGGCAUUGACCAUAAUCCAUCAAAUGCCUGUAUUCCUCUGGGGUUUUUUUUAUGUCAGACCUAUGCUUAUCAGGUGCUCUGUAUGCAUUAAUACAGUGUGUAUUCAUUAACACCUUGGUUUGGUAUGUAUCAUUAUUUCAAUUUAUCCUCUGUGUUCAGUGGCAUACAUAACCAAUAUAUAGACAGGUGUUUUUUUCCCCAAAAUAGAACCUUCCAAACCACAGGGCUCUGCUUCAUUCAUAUGUGCACAUAAAAUUUAUAUUUUUGAACAAAUUAAGCUUUCAGCUUUGUGUGUCUGAGUGACCAGGGAUUGCAUUAUCCUGUGAACACUGACUUUGGAGUAAAUCACACUGAAAUCACUGUUAACUUCUGCGUAACAUUGCUUGUUUAGCUGUACAGAAAGAUCAUAAUGGAUAUGUAGACACUGAAUUUUGCAGUGAGUUUUAGCUGAGUGGUAGAGCACAUGCUUUGUAGACAGAAGAGCCUAAAUUCAAUCAUCAGCAUCCCCAGCUAAAAGAUUUAAAGUAGCCAUGUUGUGAAAGGUUUGCAACCAGACAAGACCAGGUUAGAAUGCUGAAUGGUCUGACUUGGUAUAAGAAAGCUACAGGGUAUGUGUGUUCAUUGUUUCUAGAGCAGGUAUUAUUGACUGGCUCAUAUACUUGACUCUGUUUUAUGAUGCUACUUGGCAAAAUAUGCCUGCCCCAAACCAGCAUUGGUCACAUAAACGAAGGAUAAGUACUUAUCCCUCAAAACCCUCUCAGGUAGUCAUGUUACAAGUUAAGGAUGCUCCACAACUGUUGGAAAUGAAGACACUGUCUCUUAACCUCAGACUUCAGAGGGGGUCAUGACUAGAGUCAGAGACAUCGCAAGGUCAAGGCACUGGGCAUUCUUUUUCUACUUCUUUCACACUAACUCUUUGAUGUACAGAUUGCCACUCUCAGGGAAACUUCCUUCCUGCUUCUCAUACCUUUGGUUGCACACACUUCUCUAGCUUGCAAUUAUGAGGGCAGGGUUCAGGUCCUGUGUCUCCCUCCAUUUUCAUUCACUACAUUAGGAAAUAUUUAUUCUAUCCUAUCCAGAAAUGGAGUUCUUACAAUCAAUGUAGUAUUUUCAUUUGAACAGACAAAA
Molecule: messenger RNA, 2966 nt
Organism: Sphaerodactylus townsendi
Lineage: Eukaryota; Metazoa; Chordata; Lepidosauria; Squamata; Sphaerodactylidae
Product: protein lifeguard 3-like
Exons: 14
Coding region: 764-1669 (301 amino acids)
Biological process (GO): negative regulation of apoptotic signaling pathway
Cellular component (GO): Golgi apparatus; endoplasmic reticulum; membrane
Source: RefSeq, a predicted model, not a curated record